UAACAUUGCUGAUCCCAGACCCUAGAGAAGUGGCAAUCCAAUUCCAUUAGAAGAGGACGACGAGUCCCUUCAUCUGAAAUUUCGGUAUCAGCGCCAACUCUCGUGAAGAAAUCACAAUAAAAUGGGAUCUCUCUCAGUUGGCAGUGGCGUAAAGCCAUCCAUCUGGGCUGGCCUUGCACUUAUUCUCUCCGGCGCCAACGCAAUUGUGAUGCCUCGUGGAAGCACUGGAAAAGUCCCAAGCUUGGGAUGGAACUCGUGGAAUGCCUAUCAUUGCGACAUCGACGAGAGCAAAUUUCUGUCGGCCGCCGAAUUGAUUGUGAGCUCUGGCCUUCUUGACGCAGGAUACCAAUAUGUCAACAUCGAUGAUUGCUGGUCAUUGAAGGAUGGGCGUGUUGACGGUCAUAUUGCUCCUAAUACGACUCGCUUCCCUGAUGGUAUAGAUGGGUUGGCCCAAAAAGUGCACGGCAUGGGCUUGAAGUUGGGUAUUUACAGCACUGCCGGAACUGCGACUUGCGCUGGAUACCCGGCCAGUCUUGGAUACGAAGAUGUCGAUGCUACCGACUUUGCAAACUGGGGGGUUGAUUAUCUGAAAUAUGAUAACUGCAACGUUCCUACAGACUGGCAAGAUCAAUACCUGGCCUGCAACCCAGACUUUGUCAAAACUGGCGCAAAUGGUACCUGCAGCACCGCCCUUGAGCCAACUCUUGCUCCUCCAGGAUACGAUUGGAGCACAUCCAAAUCAGCCGAGCGCUUCGGUGCCAUGCGCGAUGCUCUGGCCAAGCAGAGCCACGAGAUUGUGUUGAGCAUGUGCAUCUGGGGCCAAGCCGAUGUCUUCUCCUGGGGCAAUUCCACCGGCAUAAGCUGGCGCAUGAGCAAUGACAUUUCUCCCGAAUGGAGCUCUGUUGCCCACAUCAUCAACUUGAACUCUUUCAAGCUGAACUCAGUUGGUUUCUGGGGCCACAAUGACGCUGACAUGCUCGAGGUCGGCAAUGGCAAUCUGACGCCCGCUGAGACGCGCACGCACUUUGCUCUAUGGGCAGCGAUGAAGUCGCCUCUUCUCAUCGGAACGGAUCUUGCUCAGUUGUCUCAGGAUAACAUCAAUCUGCUGAAGAACAAGCACUUGCUGGCAUUCAACCAAGACAGCGUCUAUGGCAGCCCUGCUACUCCGUAUAAGUGGGGAGUCAACCCUGACUGGACCUUUAACUAUACGAAUCCCGCCGAGUUUUGGGCCGGUCCAUCAGCAAAGGGGCAUCUUGUGCUGAUGAUGAAUACAUUAGACCAUACCGUUACAAAAGAGGCCAAUUGGUCGGAGAUUCCGGGCUUGUCGGCUGGACACUAUGAGGUUCGCGAUGUGUGGACUGACAAGAAUCUUGGCUGUCUCAGUUCGUACAAGGCAGCUGUUGCUUCUCACGAUACGGCAGUCAUUUUGGUUGGUAAAAGGUGUCGAAACUAUUAAAUUUAGUCUGAAGUGCUUUAUUCAAUUGGAGAAUCGAUAAAAU
Molecule: messenger RNA, 1499 nt
Organism: Trichoderma virens Gv29-8
Lineage: Eukaryota; Fungi; Ascomycota; Sordariomycetes; Hypocreales; Hypocreaceae
Product: glycoside hydrolase family 27 protein
Exons: 6
Coding region: 122-1456 (444 amino acids)
Biological process (GO): carbohydrate metabolic process
Molecular function (GO): hydrolase activity, hydrolyzing O-glycosyl compounds
Source: RefSeq, a predicted model, not a curated record